UGUCGGGCAAAAUCAGGUGGGCCUGUAGCGGGCUGGAAUUUGGACACAAACGGAAAAUAGGUCUACAAUUUUUGGAGCAUUCUUUAUUUUCACAACGAAACAGUUAGAUGGCGCCUUUUUCAUUAUUCCUCCAAUUCAUAUUCUAGGGUUUUCGAAUAGUAACUAUUUCAGGAGUUGAGUGCUUUUGAGCAUUCUUGGACUUGCCCUAAUUCAAAUAUAGUGGAAAUUUCAGAUGAGCGAAGCAUUGCAUUAGCCAAUGGCGUUCUCUUUCACUCCACAGGCACAACAACAGCCGUCACUAUUCCAAACUCCUGGCCAACAACAGUCUUCGCCAUUCCAAACUCCGGGGCAGCAACAAUCGUCGCCAUUCUCGCAGAUCACUCCCUUUUCGCAACAACAACAACAACAGCAAUUUCAAUUUCAACAGCAGCAGCAACAACAACAGCAACUGCAAUUGCAGCAGCAACAACAACAAUUGCUGCAGCAACAGCACUCACAGCAGCAACAUCAAUUGUACCUUUUCACCAACGAUAAGACGCCUGCCACCUACAGUACCAAAUGGGCAGACCUCCAUCCUGACUCACAGAAAGUCCUGUUGCAAAUUGAGGAGAGAGUACUGGAAUACAGGGAUGAAAGCCAAAGGCUUGACCAGUGUAGCCGACUUUUUGAUUCAUCAGUCUCCAAUGAUGGUUUUGAAUUGGAUGCAAGUCGCAGCAUUCAGGAACUUGGUGGAGUUAGUACAUCAAUGGAAAGGCAAAAGGCUAUCUUGCAAGAGUUAAUGACCGUUGUUAAAGAUAUGCUGCGCAAUACAGAGGUUGCGGUGCGUUCUUUUAUGAUGUUACGACCAAGGUUUCUUCAUCAAAGUGCACCUGCUGUUGCAAGUGCUACUGCUCCAUCACAGGCAUCAGGCGCAACUGUAGCUCCAACAGCGUCUAGUCAAGUGCAGUCUAACCCCAGUGUGCCAGUUUUUGAUUUUUACAGUGGAAUACCAAAAAAGCCCUCUCCCUUUUUGCAGCACACAGUAGCAAGAUUUGAGAAAUAUCUUGUAGAAUGCAGGCAAUGGGUUGAAGAAUUGGAGCAGUUGAUGGUCUUAGAUUCUGACAGCAAUUCUACGAACUCCAGUUCGUCUUUGUUGCAGUCUCUUCCAAAAGUCAUGUCAGAUGUGCAUGGCUUUUUUGUUCAUGUUGCUGCAAAGGUAGAGAGCAUUCAUCAGUACAUUGAAUCAAUGAAAACAGCAUACCUGGCUGAUCAGCGCCGUCGAGGGGAUGGGAGCGAUCCUUUUCUUGAGGCUGAUCGGCGGGAAACAGCUAAACAGGAGGCAGCUGCUAAAAGGGUACAUCCAACAUUGCAUUUGCCUGCAAUUCCACAACCAUCAACUCAAGUAGCAGGAUUGAUUUCUAGCUCAGCAGCAUCUGGGGUAUCCAGCACACCACAAACGUCAUCUGCAGUUCCUUCUGCCUCAGCUGGAAGUGGAUCCUCACUCUUUGCUACCCCAUCCGUUGCUUCUUCAUCUUCUUCCCUGUUUACUACUCCAACAGCUCCCGUUUCCUCUUUGUUCGGAACAUCUGGUGCUUCCCCUCAAACUUCACUCUUUGGGUCCUUGUCUACUUCAACUCCUGCCUCUAGUACUCCAUUAUUUGGUUCUACCCCCGCUUCUGGAGUUCCUAGUUUUUCAACACCUUUUGCUUCAGGUGCUGCACUAGCAUCAGGGGCAAGCUUUGGGACACAAUCUAAGGCUAGAGCUAAAAGUCGUACAGGCAGACGCUAGAGAAUAUGUUUGGUAAUUCAGACAUCGACUGUCAUUAAUCUGAGAUUUUUAAUGGAUGCAAAUCUCUUUGCUGCAGCACACUUAUUACCUGUCACAGUAGCCUUGCAAGCUCAAGCAAUUUGACAAAUCAUGAAAUGACGCAGUUUACCUACCUCCAGUUCCAUUGGCCUGUUUCAUUAUUGUGGACCGCUAUUUCUGCAGAGAUGUACUAUCAUAGGGAUGUUACGGCUAUGUUAUACUAUUUUCAUUUCCCUAAUUCUCCUGACUUAGUGUAUCAAGUUUGAUUUUGUACUCUAGUCUUCUAGAUUUCCGUUGCCCUUUGUAGAAAUGAAACAGGUUAUAUUUGUAAUCGUCGGGAUCUAACUUCCAGCUGGCAUCAUUUCCUUGACAGAGGAAGAUUGUGUAAACACUUGAGAUCUCAUUUGUGGUAGACGCAUUUCCCCCUCAAUUUAUAAGCCCUCUUCUUACGGUUUUACA
Lycium barbarum (goji berry) is the source of this 2245-nucleotide messenger RNA. Its product is annotated as nuclear pore complex protein NUP58. The record is from RefSeq and is a predicted model, not a curated record. The coding region runs from base 257 to 1768 and encodes 503 amino acids. The transcript has 6 exons. Gene Ontology annotation, cellular component: nuclear pore. Gene Ontology annotation, biological process: nucleocytoplasmic transport. Lineage: Eukaryota; Viridiplantae; Streptophyta; Magnoliopsida; Solanales; Solanaceae. Gene Ontology annotation, molecular function: structural constituent of nuclear pore.